AUGCUCCCUGCGGCCCAGUUCCUUUUCACAACAAGGAGACAACGCCAGUGGAAGAUUGUCAGAGGAUUUCAUCAGCAGGACAGAAUCAUUGCGAUGGUCUCAUUCAUAAACCUUUUAAUGGUAGAGCUGUGCAUCAAGGGACAGGAAUUGAAGCACCUGCGUGCUACAACAGUUCCUAAUGCGGGACGUCAACAGGUGGUCGCUUUGUAUAUAUCGGGUUUCAGGAACGUAUACCCACGAGAUUUCAGAGCUUCUCGUUUAAGAGAAAUAAAGAGCACUUUCAACAUCAUUUGGAUUGAUGGUCACCUACGCUCCAGUUUGCGUCAUUGGACUGCUCUUUCAAACGGGUUCAAUAUGUGA
Fusarium odoratissimum NRRL 54006 is the source of this 360-nucleotide messenger RNA. RefSeq lists its product as uncharacterized. NCBI's taxonomy places the organism in Eukaryota, Fungi, Ascomycota, Sordariomycetes, Hypocreales, Nectriaceae. The record is from RefSeq and is a predicted model, not a curated record. The coding region runs from base 1 to 360 and encodes 119 amino acids. The transcript has a single exon.